Equus quagga is the source of this 4494-nucleotide messenger RNA. It is a transcript of the gene CFP, whose product is annotated as complement factor properdin. The record is from RefSeq and is a predicted model, not a curated record. The coding region runs from base 3029 to 4426 and encodes 465 amino acids. The transcript has 9 exons. NCBI's taxonomy places the organism in Eukaryota, Metazoa, Chordata, Mammalia, Perissodactyla, Equidae.
UAAAUCAAGGACUGGCUAUGUUGGCAGCUGCUUGGGAGUGUGAGACUAGGUGACUAGGACAAUGAGGUAUUGUGUGAUCGUGUAUGCGUGUGAAACAGCUAUAAUCAGGGACUGUGUGUGUGAAAUGGGGGCUUGAGUGUGAAGAGGUAUGAGAGAUGGUGAUUUUGUGUGUGUACAAGAAACUUCAUGAGAGACUAGUUAUGAAUCGGUGACUGUGGAUGUGACAAAAUGAUGGCCUGUGUGAGUGGUUGAAACAUCUUACCAAAAGGUGUGACUGUAUUUGUAUGCAUGUGAAAAACUGACUGGUGAGAGUAAAUCAUGGUGAUAUCGGCCGGAUGAGACAGCCUAUAAGACGUGAUUGUGUGUGUGAAACUAUUGGUAGGAGACCAUAGUAAGACUGGGAAUCAAUGAUUCCCUGAGUGAGUGACUGAGAAUGAGAGGCUGCGUGAUCGAGUAUGUAUAUGAGCCUGUUUGUAAGAGACUAUAGUUGAGGCUGGGAAUCCAGAACUAUGUGUGUAACUGUUUUUUAAAAAGUGAAAGAAAAUGAGGCCGAGUGAGACUAUGCGAGACCACAAUGGAACGUGCCAGGCCUAGGGGAAAGCCCUUUCUGUUUGUUCUCUUCCUCCACAGGUCCUUCCUCCUCAGUCCCCUGGGCGUGCUUCUCCCAGUUCUCCAAAACUUGAAAUGCUGGAGUUCCCCGGGGCUUUGCCUGGGCUUCCCUUCCCUCUUCUCACGGGCCCACUUCAGGCACUUCGCUCCGGUCCCCACAUGAGAUGCGCCUUAUUCCCUGGUGAUGCCCACGUUUUACCUCCAACCCAGACUGUUCCUCUCAGCGCUUACCCAGAAUCUCUGAAGUUUUGUUUGCUUCAUUUAUUUAUUCAUUCGGCAGAUGUUUGUUGAGCCCUGCAGACACAGCAGUUAACCAACCAGACAGAAACCCCUGCCCCUCUAGAGCUGGUAUUUUAGCGAAGAUGUUCGACAAGAAACCAACACAUCACGUCAGGUGGCGGUGCAGUAAUUACAUGAGACAAGACUCUCUCACUCUUUGUUUAAGUAAGAAAUCUGCAGAGUCAUUUUAGUGCCCAAACGUGGGAGCAGAUGAAAGCGCCGACAAUCCUCGUCCACAGGAAUCCUCUGAGUGGUUAUACAGUUGAGGGCCAAAGGAAAUACCGAUUAUGACAUUAUUACCGGGGCAACAGGUGAUCAGAUAAAGCAACCAGCCGGAGUUACAGGUUUCUAGGGAGUUUCACAGGCUAACACAGCACGGACGUCUGAAGUCUUGGAAUCUUAACAAGACCCCUUUGUUCAAAGCACACUCUCAGGCAGGCUUAUAUUAUCAGGAAACAGAGCACAUCUGUAAUGGAUACGAAGGUCACGACGCCUUAUCACCCAUAAAACAAGACCAAUAUUCUUGAGAAAGUUCUAACACCUGACCAAAUCAAACUAUUUCAUUUGGUUUUAAUUUGCAGAAUGGUAUUUCUCCGUCCGUGAAUGCAGAGGAAAUGAGACACUGCCUUCCUCACUUUCUUAGACCCCUUUUCAUUAAAAAGAUUUCUGGUUUUAAAGUGGGCCCUAGAGUUUCACUCAUUAGGGCUUAUUUAAAAAAAAAGAGCAGGUCUGCAGGGCUCAGUUUUACCUGCCUGGAAAAUGAGCUGAAGAGGAAUUAAUUAUUAACAGUAAAAAUAAGGAGCAUAAAAUAGUUUUUCUACAUGAGACCUGCAAAGAAAAAGAGGGGUCAGGGACUAGAAUGAUGGUUCUUAAAGUGUGGUCCCCAGACCAGCAGCAUCAGUGUCACCUGGGAGCCUGUUAGAAAUGCACAUUCUUGAGCCCAACCCCAGACUUAGAGAAUCAGAAACGGGCGUGGAGCCCAGCAAUCUGACUGAAGAAAGCUUCCAAUGAUGCUGAUGCACGCUAAGGUUUGAGAGCCACUGGGCUAGAGAGUGACAGCGGUGCCAUACAUAAAGGGUAGCUGGGGAAGGCCUCUGUGAAGGAGGUGCCAUUUAUUGUCUGUCUCCCCUUUUAGGGCACGAGCCCCUUGAGGGCCAGGAUUUGGGGCUGUCUUGUUCUCUGCUCCGUCCAAUGCUGAGAACAGCAUCUGGUACCCAAUAGGUGCCCAGUAAACAUUGAAUAAAUGUAUUUAACAGGCAGAGAGCACGUACUGUAUGCCAGGCACUGCUCUAAGGACUUUUUUAAAUCUUUACUCCCAAUCUUUGCAACAAACCCUAUGAUGUAAGUUCAGGGAGGGAGGCGUUACCUACCCAAGUUACUCUGAUGGAACACAGCAAAGCCAGUUCCCUCCCAACCACUACCCCCCCAGGCCCUGAGUGUCCCCAGCUGGGCCCCUGGGACAGUGGAUACCCCCAUCUCACUCCUUCUGAAUCCUCCCCACACUCUUGUCACUUCCCCUUCUCACUUCCCUUGUGCUGACCUCCCUUCCCCAUGCUGACCACAGGGAACCUCACUUUCAGGAAAGAGGAGGGCAAGGCAGUGGUUAAGUCAGGACGGAGAUGAAGCAAUUACCUCGAUGCCUGCUCCGCCCCAUGAGGAGACACACUGAGCACACCACACUCAUUUCACCCUUGUUCAGCACCCCCGUGAGGUUGACCCUGUCUUUGUGGUAGAGAGUAUGCAUUUUAGAGGUCGGGAAACUGAGGCUCAGAGAGGUUCAAGUGACUUGCCCAAGGUCACACAGCUGGGAAUCUCGUCAUGUCCAGGGAGUGUUGCUUGAGUGCUAAAGGGUUGCUGGGCAGGGCGUGGGGUGCUGGGGAUACAGUGACAAACAAAACAGGACCAAGAGGGAGACGGGAAAUAGCAAGGGGAGAGUAGAGGAGGAGGCUGAGAGGCAGAGGUGACAGGGGAGAAGUUGGAGCUGAAGAGACCUGCACGGUGCCCUCCCCUCCCCCGUGCCGCCCUUCGCCCUCCCAGUUCCUCCUGCCCCUGGUUCCUCAUUCCCGCUGACUCCAGGAGCAGUCAGCCCACAUAAAGCCAGGCCUCCUCCCUGGCGGAGCCACGGGGUGCAGUGCUCACCAUGCCCGCCCCAGCGCAGGCCCCUCGGCUGCUGCCGCCUCUGCUGCUGCUACUGCUCACUCUGCCAGCCACAGGCUCGGACCCCGUCCUCUGCUUCACCCAGUAUGAGGAAUCCACGGGCAAGUGCAAGGACCUCCUGGGGGGAGGUGUCAGUGUGGAAGACUGCUGUCUCAACCCUGCCUACGCCUUCCAGGAGCCCGGCAAGAAGCUCUGCCAGGCAUGCAGGUUCCCACGAUGGUCACCGUGGUCGGCGUGGGCCCCCUGCUCGGUUACCUGCACUGAGGGCUCCCAGCUGCGGCACCGGCGCUGCAUAGGCCAGGGCGGGCAGUGCUCUGAAAAGGUGGAGCCUCGGACCCUCGAGUGGCAGCUGCAAGCCUGUGAGGAACGGUCAUGCUGUCCUGGGAUGGGCGGCUGGUCCGACUGGGGGCCCUGGGCAUCUUGCUCUGUUACCUGCUCCAAAGGGACCCGGACCCGUCGUCGAGCAUGUGAUCGCCCUGCCCCCAAGUGUGGGGGCCACUGCCCAGGACAGGCACAGGAGUCAGAGGCCUGUGACACUAAGCAAGUCUGCCCCACACACGGGGCCUGGGCUGCUUGGGGCCCCUGGGGUUCCUGCUCGGGCUCCUGCCACGGUGGAGCCAGCACGACUACGCAGAGACGAAGCCGCACGUGUUCUGCACCUGAGCCCUCCAAGCAACCUCCCGGGAAGCCUUGCCCAGGGUCAGCCUAUGAGCAACGGGCCUGCACCGGCCUGCCACCCUGCCCAGUGGCUGGUGGCUGGGGGCCAUGGAGCUCUGUGGCCCCCUGUUCUGUGACCUGUGGCCUGGGUCAGGCCCUGGAACGACGGACAUGUGAUCACCCUGUGCCCCAGCACGGGGGCCCCUCCUGUGCCGGUGAUGCCUCCCGGAACCACAUCUGCAAGUCGGCUGUGCCCUGCCCUGUGAACGGAGAGUGGGGGCCCUGGGGGGAGUGGAGCACCUGCGCCCGCCGGAACAUGAAAUCUAUCAGCUGUGAGGAAAUCCCGGGCCAGCAGACACGCUCGAGGAGCUGCAGGGGCCGCAAGUUUGACGGCCAGCGAUGUGUCGGGGAACAACAGGAUAUCCGACAUUGCUACAACAUCCAGCGCUGCCAAUGGAAAGGCUCAUGGUCGGAGUGGAGUACCUGGGGGCUGUGCAUGCCCCCGUGUGGACCCAACCCCAUGCGCACCCGCCAACGCCUCUGCACAGCCCCGCUCCCCAAGUUCUCGCGCACCGUCACCAUGGUCGAAGGGCAGGGUGAGAAGAACGUCACCUUCUGGGGGAAACCGUGGACGCAGUGUGAGAUGCUGCAGGGGCAGAAGGUGGUGGUGGAAGAGAAACGGCCAUGUCUACACGUGCCUGCCUGCAAAGACCCUGAGGAAUGAGAAGCUCUAACACCUCUCUCUCCCACUCUGACUCCCUGACCUCUCAGACCUCAAUAAACCAGCCUCUU